Pecten maximus is the source of this 1378-nucleotide messenger RNA. Its product is annotated as betaine--homocysteine S-methyltransferase 1-like. NCBI's taxonomy places the organism in Eukaryota, Metazoa, Mollusca, Bivalvia, Pectinida, Pectinidae. The coding region runs from base 22 to 1065 and encodes 347 amino acids. Gene Ontology annotation, molecular function: zinc ion binding; methyltransferase activity. The transcript is spliced from 7 exons. The record is from RefSeq and is a predicted model, not a curated record.
GAUUCUACGUUCUGGAAUAAAAUGUCAUCGAAAGGAUUGUUAGAGCGUCUCGCAAAUGGCGGACAAGUUCUCAUUGCGGAAGGAUAUGUGAUAGAAUUGGAGAGAAGAGGUUAUCUGCAGUCGGGAGGAUUUAUACCGGAAGUAGUUUUAGAACAUCCGGAGAUUGUCCGAGGACUACAUCGAGAGUUUGUACAUGCUGGCACCGAUGUGGUAGAAGCAUUUACAUACUACGGUCAUAGGGAGAAACUGCGAACAAUCGGACGUGAGGACGACUUAGAGAGACUCAAUAGAACAGCUCUUAAGAUCGCGCGAGAAGUGGCAGAUGAAACCGGAACUUUGAUGGCUGGCGGACUUUGUAACACCAACAUAUAUGACAAAGAUGAUGUUACUACACAUGACCAAGUCAAGGCGAUGUUUAAGGAGCAGGUGGAGUGGGCGGUAGAGGAGGGGGCGGACUACAUCAUAGCGGAGACAUUGAGCGACUACGGAGAGGCUAAACUAGCGCUAGAGGCAAUAAACCAGUAUGGGAAAGGUGUCCCAGCUGUGAUAACUAUGUCACUUCAUGUAUCGGAAAAAACCGUAGACGGACUGCCAAUAGCUGAGGCAUGUCGUAAACUGGAAGAGGAGGGAGCGGCCGUGGUGGGUCUAAACUGUGGGCGUGGUCCAAGGACAAUGUUACCUACAAUCAGAGAAAUAAGAAAAAUAUGCAAGGGACCGAUAGCCGCUCUUCCCGUGACGUUUCGGACUACAGAUAAAUAUCCCUCGUGGUUCGCUUUAAAAGAUCCGGAUACAGAAAAGGACGUGUAUCCGACAAAUUUGUCCUGUGUUGCAUGUAGCCGGGAUGACAUCAGACAAUUUGCAGAAGAAGCGAAGGCGAUUGGUGUAAAUUACGUCGGACUUUGCUGCGGAAAUGCUCCAUUCUUCUUCCGGGAGCUAGCGGAAGUGUAUGGUCGGAAACCUGAUGCGUGCAAAUAUUCUCCUGAUGUAUCUGCAAACGUGAUUGUUGGCAAGCAUACAAAACAUUCACAAAAAAUGAAGGAAAUUGUAACGGCUGACAAGAUUUAAAGGUCCGACGAAUUGGUUUUACUCACUGGAAUUUCUACUCAGACAAGUUUACUCGGGAUAAUGUCCGUUCAAGGACAAAACGACGUCGAUAUUUCUGGAAAUAUUAUUACACGCCACAAAUGUAUUUUUCACAUGAUAUAUCAAUGAAAAAUGUUAGAAUUUUUGUAAAUCAACGCAGACAUCAAACAGGAGUUCAUUGCUGUAUUAUGUGGUUAAUUUCUGAAAUUAAGAAUUAUCAGUUAGACUAAAAGAAGAGAAAAAUAUCAUGAAACUUAUAUUUCUAUUCAAGUUACAAUAAAAUAUAUUCAUUACA